Messenger RNA from Oncorhynchus kisutch (coho salmon), 2587 nucleotides. RefSeq names its product protein eva-1 homolog B. NCBI's taxonomy places the organism in Eukaryota, Metazoa, Chordata, Actinopteri, Salmoniformes, Salmonidae. The record is from RefSeq and is a predicted model, not a curated record. The coding region runs from base 602 to 1093 and encodes 163 amino acids. The transcript has 4 exons.
CCACAACACGGAGGUUGUUUAAUCCCCAGUCAGUCCCUCCCAGAUCAGCAGCACACCAAAUCCCUGUGCCAACAGUAGUCUACGAGCUAUUUCCUGUUCCACCCUCCUGGCUAAACACUGAACAGAGCUACCGCACUGUGGCAUGGCCCACAGCGGAGAUCACCAUUCAUCGUACAGUCACAGGCCCAUGUCUUGGUGAGCAGUGAGACCCUGACAAAUAGGGACACUCACUACAGCACAAGCAUACCUCAGACCUCUCUCGGUCCUGGGUUUGGCUGGUCCUCUUUCUGGUUGUGGUGUACAGCUGGCCCUGAUGUCGAGGAGAGAGGCAGCAGCACUUUUCUCUAUGUGAUUCUGUUUCCAGCUCUACAGCCUUGGAUCUGCAGUUCGACAGUCUGAUCGGACUCCUACUCCUCUACACCUCAGGGAUCCUCAGGUUUCUCCUCCACUUCAUUACAGUCUGAUGCGAUAUUUGCUUUACCUGUAGAUCGAUGCACAGCUGCUCCUUCUAAAAUCAUUGUUGUAUCUUUAUCAGGAUUAAGGACCUCGUAUUGGAGACAGGCUGGUGAAUGGUUGUCAACAAACAAGCAGAGAGGUCAAAAUGGAACCAAUUAGGAAAGACAUGGAGCUGCUAAGUAACAGCAUGGCUACCUAUGCUCACAUCAAAGCUAACCCAGAGAGCUUUGCUCUGUACUUCAUGAUGGGUGUGUGUUUUGGCCUGCUCCUGGCCCUGUGCCUCCUGGUCACCGGCAUCACCUGUAGGACCCACCGUACCAAUAAGCCUCCCCCCUCCCCAGAGAGGAGACAACUGAAGGAGUCCAGUGAAGAAGAAGAGGAGGAUGAGGAGAGUGUGGAUGUGGAAGAAGGGGAGGAGGCAGAGAUCCCUAAAGUGACGGUUGCGCCCAUGAGCGACCGCAACAGCCAAUUGAACGGUACUUUGAAGAGCGUGAAUGUGUUUGCCUCGGCGGAGGAGCUGGAGAGGGCGAGACGACUGGAGGACAGGGAACGCAUCGUCAGGGAGAUCUGGAGGAACGGACAGCCAGAUAUACUGACCACUGGAACAGGGACCAUCGGACGGAUACACUACCACUAAUGGACUAAAGUGACUUAAGGACCUGAAACACAUGGUCUGAACCCUGAACUAAUUAGAACUAAUUAGGGUUGAUCUACUCCAGACAGACAUUGUAGCUGACUGUAUUAGGCUGGCACAGAUUCACCUUCAUCUUUUCAUUCAAUGAUUAUUUUUUUAUACAAACUAAUUUCAUUAUCAUUCAUGUACUGGCCUAUGACAAAAGUACAAACUAAUUUCAUUAUCAUUCAUGUACUGGUCUAUGACAAAAGUACAAACUAAUUUCAUUAUCAUUCAUGUACUGGUCUAUGACAAAAGUACAAACUUAUUUCAUUAUCAUUCAUGUACUGGCCUAUGACAAAAGUACAAACUAAUUUCAUUAUCAUUCAUGUACUGGUCUAUGACAAAAGUGUGUUGCACAAUACAAUGUACACUUUAACAUGUAAUUAUUCAAUUAGUAUUGAGAUAAAUAGAAUGUCAUAACCACUGCUCCCAAUCGACACACAUAAUAAGUAACAUGAAAAAUACCCCACAAUGUUUUACAAUGCAGACAGCUUGAAGAACCAACCACCAACAUUGCUGCCUCUUCGUGUAUAAUGUCAACAUUUGCUUAUGGACUCUUCUAUGGUUGUAACGGUGCUCCCACACAGAGUCAGUUCCAAGCUCCAACCCUCCAGGCUAAUCUUAGCCGGCUGGAAGUCUUCCCACAGAAUCCUCCCAGCCUUUAACCCAGCAUUUAGCCACCACCUCUGACCCCAUCACUUCCUGUGUUACAGCAGCAGCAACACUCCCCUCAAGGGAAGAUUGUUGAGGACUUACGAAAAGGCCACAUAUACCUGUUCUGCAUUCCAAAUGGAACCCCAUUCCCCACCUCUUUCACAGGAGGCUGGUGGCACCAUAAUUGGGGAGGACGGGCUCAUGUUAAUGGCUGGAGUGGAAUCGGUGGAAUGGGAUCAAACACAUGGUUUCUAUGAGUUUGAUGCUAUUCCAUGAGUCAUUAUUAAGAGAUGUCCUCCCCUCACCAGCCUCCACUGACUAGUAUAUAUGGAUUAAAGUACCAUUUGGGACUCAUCCCUUUAAUAGCGCUUCAGUGAGUGACUAGUCUUUGACUUGAGAGGUUAUGUAACUUCAGUCUGCACAACGUUGCAUACUGAUCAUGUGAUCAUUGCCAAAUGCUUUAUUUGAAAUUGGCCCGAUGAAGAAUAUUUCAGUCCACCGCUAAAUUCCUACAGUCCUAAGCAGACUUUUCUUUGGCCUUUGGUUAGGAAUGAUGCAAAAAAUAUCCUGUUGAGUCCAAAGAACUUCAGAUACUACAGCUUUGAAUGUUAGUUCAGCAUUUCGGCAAUGAAGCCCUUUAAUAUCCCCCUUCCGCCUUCAUUUCCUUCCCCAGUCAGAUGAACUUGUCGAUACCAUGUUUAUGUCUCUGCAUAGUGUGAAGUUGCUAACCAGUGUUAGUGCAAUGUCUGGAAGUCUAUGUAAGUCAGUAUUAUAGAUUGUGAAAUAAACAAAUUGAAAUGA